Molecule: messenger RNA, 5424 nt
Organism: Pristis pectinata (smalltooth sawfish)
Lineage: Eukaryota; Metazoa; Chordata; Chondrichthyes; Rhinopristiformes; Pristidae
Product: mannosyl-oligosaccharide 1,2-alpha-mannosidase IA-like
Biological process (GO): carbohydrate metabolic process; N-glycan processing
Cellular component (GO): extracellular exosome; endoplasmic reticulum; Golgi membrane
Molecular function (GO): mannosyl-oligosaccharide 1,2-alpha-mannosidase activity; calcium ion binding
Source: RefSeq, a predicted model, not a curated record
CCGCUGGCCUUCAACGGUGGGCUUUCUGUGGCAAUAACAGAACUCCGGCUCGUCAGUGAACAAAGUCAACAUGCCAACAGGCCUCCGGCUCCUUUCAUGUACCUGGCCACAUUGGACUGAUCUGUGCCAAGCAUCUCUUCCGCCGUGGUGCUCUCUCUUGCUUGACAGUGGCGCGGGCCAAUGGCGAGGGCGGGUUUGGGGAGAGGCGGGCGCUGCUUCCGGUGCCAAGUGUGAAGAAUUGUGACGGGAGGAAAACACGGCGCGAGCAGGAUGAACUAACGGCCGCGGGCGCGGGCAGCGGCAGAGCGCGGGAGAGCAUCACGUCGACCCGUCACCGGGCGGGCGGCCGGAGCUCGGCGACAGGCACAGCCCGCUUCCAGAUCCUCAGGGAACAUCGACUCGCCGAAUCUGGCGGACGGACCAGUGAGAUACCUGGUUGUCCAAAGAGGGACUAUUAGUGGACAAGGAAAUUCGCCGUGCGUGAUCUGCCGGGCACUGGUCCACGUUUUGGAUGGUGUGGCAGAUCUAGUAGAGAGAAGAUCCCCGCCGGGUGUUGGAGGGCGUCCCGCUGGCUGAGCAAGAUCCCAUUCGGUGUUGGGGCAGGUCCCGUUGGAUGUUGGUGCACAUCCAGUUGGGUGUUGGAGCAGGUCCCAUUGGGUUGGAGAAGGAUUGCGUUGGGGCUGACUCUGUUCUGAGCAGUUGUCGUGUGCGUGAGUGCUGAUGAUCCGAAAGCUAUGUUCAGGGUCUGGACUGGGGCUGGGCAGUCGCUUCGGGAGUAUUCGCCUCUCCCAGCGCUUCGUGUUUCUGAUCUUUCUCAGUGCCUUGGUCACCGUGUGCUUCGGGGCCAUCUUCUUCCUACCGGAUUCCCUGCGACUCCGUCGCUUCUUCUUAUUGUCCACCGAGCCGCAACGCACAGACAUUGCGGGGAGUGGGCAGGGAGUGGGGCCGAGGCUCGCUGCAGCGUCCCCUCACAGGCAGGCAGAAGCGCACAUCCGUUCACUGUGGCGAGGAAAGGAAGACAGACUCGGCAAAGAGUCCCUGCUGGAUCUAAUUCGCCAGGGGGUGACGGAAGGAGGGCGUAGGGUCACCGGCGAUUCAGAGAGUGGGGCAGCAGUCAACGGAGGCCCGGUGGAGGCCAGUAACGGCCAUCACCCGCCAUCAUUAGAACCACGAGCACAGUCGACAGAUCAGGACGUUAGGAGCCACCGGGAGAAAGUCAAAGAGAUGAUGAAAUUUGCCUGGGAUAACUACAGACGAUAUGCGUGGGGAACUAACGAACUCAAGCCAUUGUCAAAGAAUGGACAUGCCAGUGGCUUAUUUGGAGGUCUUCUAGGAGCCACAAUUGUAGACUCUUUGGACACACUUUUCAUUAUGGGUCUUCAAGAGGAGUUUAGAGAAGCCAGAGAAUGGGUGGAAAACAACCUGGAUUUCAAUGUGAAUGGAGAGGUGUCUCUCUUUGAAGUGACCAUCCGCUUUGUUGGUGGGCUGCUAUCGGCGUAUUACUUGACAGGUGAUGAGUUAUUCAAAGCGAAAGCAAUUGAAUUAGGAGAGAAGCUAUUGCCAGAUUUUAAUACUCCUACUGGUAUUCCCUGGGCCUUGAUAAAACCUUCGCAGUGGCUAGUUGGUCGGAACUGGGGCUGGGCCUCAGGGGGUAGCAGUAUUUUGGCAGAGUUUGGCACCUUACAUCUGGAGUUUGUCCACCUGAGUGAGGUGUCAGGUAAUCCAAAGUUUGCUGAAAAGGUGAUGGCAAUCCGGAAAGUUCUGAAUCGCUUAGAGAAACCUCAUGGCCUUUAUCCCAAUUAUCUUAGCCCUGUUACUGGUCACUGGGGGCAACAUCAUGUCUCCAUUGGUGGGCUUGGGGACAGUUUCUAUGAAUAUUUGAUCAAAGCCUGGCUUAUGUCUGACAAAACUGACGAAGAAGCAAAAACCAUGUAUUAUGAGGCUUUACAGGCUAUAGAGACAAAUCUAGUGAGGAAAUCUGCCAGUGGUUUGACUUAUAUUGCAGAGUGGAGAGGUGGAAUACUGGACCAUAAAAUGGGGCAUUUGGCAUGUUUCUCGGGAGGGAUGUUAGCCAUGGGAGCUGAUGAUGCACCAGCAGAUCAGUCUAAACACUAUAUGGAAUUGGCAGCAGAAAUCACUGUCACCUGCCAUGAAUCAUAUAAACGAUCAGCAACUAAACUUGGUCCUGAAGCAUUUCGUUUCGAUGGUGGUGCAGAUGCUGUUGCUACAAGAAUGAAUGAUAAGUAUUACAUCCUGCGCCCUGAAGUGGUUGAAACCUACAUGCACAUGUGGAGAUUUACCCAUGACCCCAGGUAUAGAGAAUGGGGCUGGGAGGCAGUACAGGCUUUGGAGCAGCACUGUCGAGUAGAUGCUGGAUUUUCUGGAAUAAGAGAUGUCUAUAGUAAUCUGCCACACCAUGAUGAUGUACAGCAGAGCUUUUUCCUUGCAGAGACUUUGAAGUACCUUUACGUGCUUUUCUCUGAAGAUGAAUUGCUGUCUCCAGAACACUGGGUGUUUAAUACAGAGGCCCAUCCACUACCUGUAAUACGCAGGAAUACACAGGAACAAGUGAUCACAAAUGAUCAAUAACAAAAUCUAUCCUGAAGAAAGGAUAAUCUUUAUCAGUCUUUGGGGUUGAAAAAAAUUUCCUUUCCAGUAAAGGACCUUUAUUGAUAUAAGUAGAAAUGAGUUGACAGCGGUUUAAUUGAUGUGUUGUGGUAUUUGAUCUGUUCAGGACACAUUGAUUUCCUCUGUGAGGAGUUGCAUGGCCUGUUGUCUGCUUGUGGUGGGCCACACUUUAAAGCCAAGUCUCAGAAAAACACAUUUAUACCUAAGGUUUCAACAGAGGGAGAAUGCAAACAUCAAAUUGACUGUUCUUUUUAACCAAAGGAUUAAAAUUUCACACAUAAGAUUACUGUAAAGGCUGUUAGUAUACUCCCUUUCUCAUUUUAUAUAAAAAAACAUGUAUUUGUGUAAAGCAAAGUAAAUGCACAUUCAGUUGCUUAUGUUUAUAAUUAAAUUAGCACCUCUGGUCUCAGUGAAAAAAUAUUGCUUUGACAUUACCAACUGGGUUCUGAGAUUCCAUUAUCCUAUAACAAGGCCUUUCAUUUUCUCUGCAAGAAAACUGGUUUGUAUAUUUGCAUAAAAUGUCUUUGUGUGCUGCCUUUACAUGUUGUUAAUUAUUUAUUUUAAACAUCUAGCAACUCUGUUAAAUAGUGCAGGCAAGAAUAUAAUGUAAAUUAGUCAACCAGUGCACUGAGAAGGUGGAAAUUAAAUAUUAAAGGAGUGAACUUCCUCUUCAGUGGGAGCAAAUUGGCUGUCCAUUUUACAUUUUGCCAAUUUUGCACUAUCAAAGAUAAAUUUCACAAUUUAAUGCUUAUAUUUUUAUAUUCCAAUAUUAAUUCCAUUGUUUUUCAAUCUAUACAAAGUAAAACUGUAUUUUCUGCAAUAUUUUUUUAACCCACCUCUUUUAUUUGAUAAUUACAUUGGACAAGAAUAUUUAUGCAGAGUAAUUCAAUCCAAAAAUAUCAUUUAAAUAAUUGUGUAACUUCUAAUGGCAGUUAUCACAUACAUUGCUCAAAAACAGUGUACAUUUUCAUCAGAUGUAUUACAUAUUAACACUUCUAACUCAUUUUACAUUUACAAUUUAAUUAUGUUUUUAGUAUAUUAUGCCAUUUAUUUUGCUUUUGGUUAUUCUACAUAGUUUGAUUCUGAUCCCAGUUGUAUAUUUAUGCUGUUUCGAUGUAUCUCAUUUAUACAUUAAAUUCAUUUUUCUGAUGUCAUUCAUAUAUUUACAGUUUGAUCACAUUUGGUUAAUUUCAAGCAUAUGAAAAUGACAAACAGAAAAGGUCCACUGGCUUAUCCAACUUACCCCACACAUUAUGUAUCACAAUAUGCACAUGCUUCACAACCAUUUUAUCUCCUAGGAAAGAUGAAACCAGAUAAAAAUACAAAUCCAGUUGUGGAGGAGCAAAAAGAUCCUCUUUCAGCCCCCUUAGGCAACUAAGUCAUUUCCUAGUCCAUGAGAUCACCCUUACCCUAACUUACCUUGCAGUUUACCUAACUACUGUCUGUUCUGACAGUGGAAUCAUAUGGCACUGGAAAAGAACAUCCAACCUAUUGGGUCAGUGUCAGUGUUCAUUUUCUACUAUAAUUUCAAAAAGUUUGUAUCAUUUUAUACCUUUUUCAAAUACUGAAAAAUUCCAUGGAUGUUGGUUUUCUAGGAUUUUUUAAAGGGUCCAAAUAUGGGGUGUGAUUCGUAUAUGAUUCAGGGUGUGGUUUAUGUACCAGUAAGUCUUCCCAAACUGAGGGUUCCAAAAUCAGUUGGCCACAUUUGGCCCACUAAGUUGCCUUGAACACCAAACCCACCACCGACUUGCUGACAUUUGCCCAAUGUUAGGCCACAUCCACAGGGGAUGCUCGUUGGGACCCAGCUAAUAUCAGGCCCAGCCCCCAAGCCUCCUGCCCACACCCCUACCUAUUCCCAGGUCCCACCCACCAUUUUCUGCCACCUCAAUGAACAACAUUUACCUGCACUGUCAAAGUCCAGGAUUGCAGAUAACAACUCUGCUACCACUUGAUCUGAGAGGCAGAAGAAGAUAGUUGGCAGAGAAUGAGGCAAAGGAGAGAGAGCUAUAAAUCUGAGGAGGAUAGUGGUGGAAAGCUGAAAGAUAGGAAAGUGGAGCCUAAUAAAAGAGCAGGGGGAGAGAAGAGAGUUGAGAAUCAGGAUAUGGGCUUUUCAAGUAUUGUAACUAAGCUGUAAAUUUUCCCAUGCCCUGCACUAUGUGCAAGGUGAGAAGCUCCCGAUCACUUGGACAGGGAACUGUUGUGAAAAGAUGCUAGAUUUUUUUUAAGAAGCACUUUUUGCCUAAAAUUGAAGUCCCUAAAGAGGAUAUCAAUUUAUACUUGUGCAACUUGUAUUCUGCAUUAUAUGGCAACUAAAUCACUUUUCAAAUGAUGCUUCAGUCACCAUAUACAGCUUCUAAUAACUGUGAUAACAAGUUAUUUAACAUUGGCCUUCUGUCACCUCUUCACCAACCAGUGAUAACUUUCUUUGCUUAUCCUCUUCACUUUCAUAAUCUUGAAACGUUCAAUUUGAUCUCAUUUAGCCCUUCGAGUUACAGUGGAAAAUUCAAUAAUUUUUCAUGUUUUUUUUUCAAGCUGUUACCAUUUGUGUAAUAUUAAGGUAAUAUUCAGGAUUCUCUUUCCAGACUCUCAUUCCCCUCCCAUUAUGUAUCCAGAACCACACACAGCACUACAACUGUGGCCUUACCAAUGACUCGAAUAGAUGCAACAUCUGCUCCUGGUUCCUAAAUUUAGCAUUGUUAUGUACAAACCCAAAAUGUUAGGCCAUUUUUUAUGAUCUUUUAUAGGAUGUGAUAAAGGAUUUGGUAGGUAAAGCAAGUUUAUUUUUGACCACUUUUA